CUUUGAUAGUUUUUGGUAUUUUUUAUACUUUUUGAUCAUUUUUAAUGUUUCUACGCCUCUGAACCACAACGUUGUAUAAAGACGAAAGCCAUGAUACUAACCGUGAACGAACUCACAUUCCGCCAUUCUUCUUUAUUGUGCUACACGCGUUUUGUUGUUUUUCUUUAUUUAGUGUUUCUAUUUUCUGUUUUUAACGAGGUUUUUUUUUGAAUGAGGAAAUGGCGUAGAAGAAGCCCUGAUAGCAGGAGGAAAGAAAACGGAGGCGAUUUACGCUACUCGGAGAAGUUGGAACAUGUCUCCGAAACGAGGAGCUAUUCCAAAGAAGUGCAUGUCCGCUAAUUACCACCAUGAAAGAGAAAGGCCAAGAAUAAUAAGUGCCCUUGCUAAAAGCGAAUCGGAGAAAACGAACAGAAGGAAGCAUGACAAAUAUCUUGAUAACAGAAACGCUCACCGAAGCAGAUCAAUAAAAGAAAAUAAAUUAACACAAACUCUACGCCAAACGGAAAACGUCGUGGAAGGCCUAGAAUGUUUGGUAAUUCCGACGCACGCGCCCGCUCGUCUCCGAAAACUAAGUGUCACCCGUAGAAGUAAUUUAAAAAUGAUCAAACCGUCGACCGACUGUUACCAAGAGGCAUCGUCCAGUAGUUCCAAUAACGAACUAAGCACACUGUUACCCUCCAAUCCGCUUCUCUCCGCCUUUUUAGCAAGUAGACGUGAUGCUCCCGCCAUCUGUGUUUCAUUACCAGCGCGAGACAGUACGAGACUGGAUAAACGCGCGUCUUCGUGUCGACAGGGUCGCCUGAAACGAAAUACGAGGGUACAUCGGAGAGCUUUGCAUAGUUCUCACCCGAAUCACGAGACGAAAUCUAAUCAACGCGAUUUGGCGAUAGCAAGCACGAUAUCGUCCGGCCACGGAACGCAUCGUGCCAAAUCGUUUGAAGAUACUUCGCACGGUUCGGUGCAUUGUUUCGUCGACGAACAUGGGAAUUGGAUUACGUACACGUUUGAUGAAAAAAGUGUAGGCACUGCCAAUGCAAAUUUGCCAUUGCCAAACUACAACAGCGGAAAAAUUUUAAGCACCUUACUACGGCAAAGGGAGGCCGCGACGAACUCACGAGGCGCUAACCACCGAGGUUCCAGCGAUAUUUGGGACAGUAACAGUACGGAAUCAAUUUACAACAGUUCGGUGUCGAUAAUUCUGGACAACGCCACAAGGCAACCCCUACCCUCCGCGACAAACAGUAUGAUUCCUACCAGCAACACCUUACGGAUAAACGCGGAACCGUUACGACAUAGAUUUUACACGAAUAAUUUAAGUGAUAAUACGAUCAUAGAAAAUUUACGAGAGGUCUUCCCAAGUACGAAUACCGACAUCAACGUCGAAAUGCAGGUGCCGAGGAAUCGAUUCCGCUACAUUCAAGCGACGGACGCCGCGAAUAACAAUUAUUCUAGGACAAAAUCGUACUACAAGUUUAAAGUGUUUCCGUGGACGUUCAUAAAAAUUAGUUUGGACCGCUUGAACCUGCUAGCGUUGUUAGAUCGUAACCUUACGCUAGGAGAAACUUUAUUAUCUACCUUUUUAGGUAUUCUAGUCUCAGUUUUUGGUGCUGUUUUACUUUAUUUAGAUUUUUAUCACGAUUUACUCGCUUUGGUAUUUUGCAUUGUGAUGUGCAGUUGUCAGUAUUCGCUGUUGAAGAGCGUGCAACCGGAUGCGGCGUCGCCUACGCACGGUUUCAACAGGGUAAUCGCGUACUCCAGACCGAUCUAUUUUUGUUUGUUGUCGUCUAUCAUUUUAAUUUUACACGCGAGUAUAGCGCACGAAUCUUACGAUACUGCAUUUACAGUGUACGGUGUGAAUUUUACCAAUAAGAACAUAUUGGUUUGUAUUCGUGAGUUUAUAGUUAAUUUUAUGUUGUUUUUUCCUGUUAUAUUUUCACUCGGAUUGUUUCCCCAAAUUAACACGUUUUCAAUGUAUGUUUUGGAACAAAUUGACAUGUUUAUGUUUGGCGGUAAUGCGAUGUGCAGUUUGUCGGCGUCUAUUUAUUGCGUAUUUCGUUCACUUAUGGCUGUGAUAGUUUUGUACGGAUUAGCAUACGGCGGUUUAAUAGAAGCUAAAUCUUCUCAACAUAUUCUAUUUUCUAUGUUCUGUGCUUGCCUGAUAGCAAUGUCGUACCAUUUAAGUAGAAGUGCGAGUGAUUUCUCACAUAUUUGGAACAUUAUCAAGAAACACUUAUGGCCUCCGGAUAUUUAUCGAGAAUAUAAAAAAACUCCAAAGAAAUUUAAUGUGGAUGAUUGCAAUUGUGAUAAUAAGGAAUGUAAAGGUGAAGAGUACACAUCUGUGGAUAAAAAAAGUGAUAAUUUAAUUAACGAUAGUACAGACACUAAAGAAGAACUAGUUGAUCCUCUACCUCAAAAAUUACAAAGCACUGUGAAUGCUAGACUGAAAAGUGACAUUAUUUUGUGCGGACUAAUCGCCGUAUUCGUGUUUGGUAUACAUGCGAGUACCAUAUUCACCAUUUUACAAGCGGAAUUGGGAAAGGUACUCUGGUGUAUCGCCGGCUCUUUAGGUUUCCUUCUACACUACAUCAUUCCGCAAUUGCGAAAGCAGCUGCCUUGGUUGUGCAUCGCACGGCCCAUUUUAAGGGCGCAUGAAUACGGACAGUAUCAAGUUAGAGGGCCGGCAAAAGUAAUGUGGUUCGAAAGGAUAUAUGUCUACUUGUGCUUUUUGGAAAGAAACAUGCUUUAUCCGCUGAUAUUUCUUGCCGCUUUAACAGAAGACUCGCCGAGAAUUGUCAACAAAUUUGGAGCACUCUGUGGUUCCUUGAUUGUUGUUAUGUGUGGAUUGCGAUGCAUACGAGGGUCCUACUCGAACCAAAACUCUCAGUACUUAAUUUUAAUUUUUACAGUUUUGUUGUUUCGUUAUGACUAUAAGCAUUUUCAUGAAGGUUUCUUAAUCGACUAUUUUCUAGUGAGUAUCCUAUACCAUCGUGCUUAUGAAUUAAUGUUGAAGCUUCAAUUUGUGGUGACGUACAUAGCGCCAUGGCAGAUUACGUGGGGCUCUGCGUUUCACGCAUUUGCCCAACCGUUUUCUGUGCCACACUCCGCUAUGUUAUUUCUGCAAGCAAUCAUAUCAGCAACUCUAUCGACCCCGCUGAAUCCUUUUUUAGGAAGCGCCAUCUUUCUCACUUCGUACGUUCGCCCCAUCAAAUUUUGGGAACGUGACUACAACACGCGAAGAGUUGACCAUUCGAAUACACCCCUAUCGUCACAUCUGGACCGUAAUUUAGGCGCAGAUGACAAUAAUUUAAACUCGAUUUUUUACGAGCACCUAACCCGAUCCCUGCAGCAUUCACUUUGCGGAGAUCUAAUACUGGGACGAUGGGGUCCUGUGAACCAAGGCGAUUGCUUUGUUUUGGCGUCUGAUUAUUUAAACUGUUUGGUGCAUAUCAUCGAACUCGGAAAUGGGCUGGUGACCUUUCAGAUGCGUGGACUUGAAUUUCGGGGUACUUACUGCCAACAGCGCGAAGUGGAGGCUAUUACAGAAGGAGUUGAAGAAAAUGAUGGUUUUUGCUGCUGUGAGCCCGGCCAUUUACCAAACAUGCUAAGCGCCAAUGCCGCGUUCAGUCAGCGAUGGUUAGCGUGGGAGGUGACCGCGGCAAAAUACGUCCUUGAAGGUUACAGCAUCUCGGACAACAGCGCCGUCUCCAUGUUACAGGUCUUCGACUUUCGCAAAGUACUUAUCACGUACUACGUUAAGAGUAUUAUAUUUUACGCGAUCCGUUCCCCGAAAUUAGAAGAUUGGCUGACAUCCCAAACCAUCCUUAAAGCCUUGCAACCUAUACAGGAUCGGAAUUUCGUCGACCUGGAUCCAGUGUUCAAUUUUAACAUCGACGAAGACUUUGAUUUGUGCGUGUGCGGUAUGACGAGGAACAUGUUUUUUCAAGUUUACGGCGACUGGAUUGGUUAUUGCUCGGAGAAGUGGGGGAAAACUGUUGACUCUAACGUAAAUUCGACUUUAGUAUUAUUGUGUUUCGCAUUGAGUCUGUUAGGUCGAAGAACGCUCGGCGCAGUUUCCCACAAUACGGUUUCGAGCGUCGAAUUCUUUUUGUACGGUUUACACGCGCUGUUUAAGGGAGAUUUUCGUAUUACGUGUACACGAGACGAAUGGGUGUUCUCUGAUAUGGACUUAUUGAAAACGGUCGUAGCUCCAGGCGUGCGGAUGUCCCUAAAAUUGCAUCAGGACCAUUUUAUGUCGCCAGAUGAGUAUGAAGAAAUGCCCGCCCUGUUUGAAGCUAUUUGCAAGCACGAAGAGGAACUUGUCAUUUCACACGAAGGCGAUCCGGCUUGGCGCAAUGCUGUACUUAGUGGCACGCCAAGUUUACUGGCGUUAAGACACGUCCUCGAUGACGGGACGGAUGAAUACAAAAUUAUCAUGUUGAAUAAGCGUUACCUUAAUUUUCGUGUUAUCAAAAUAAAUCGAGAAUGUGUGCGGGGCUUAUGGGCGGGGCAACAGCAAGAAUUGGUUUACUUGCGCAAUCGCAAUCCUGAACGUGGAAGCAUACAAAAUGCGAAGCAAGCCUUGCGUAACAUUAUAAACUCUUCUUGUGACCAACCUAUUGGUUAUCCCAUCUACGUGUCUCCUCUCACAACUAGCUAUGCCGAAACCAAUGAGCAAUUAUGUGGUAUUGUAGGGGGGUCUUUAAGCCUUACUAAAAUUCGUAAUUAUCUCGUCGACACUUUCUCCAGAAUACGAAAACGUUGCAGAGAGGGAUGUUCGAGUGGCGGUUUGCAAGAUGAUAUGGGGUUAGGUCAAGAUGGUGUUUAUGCCAUGACGCCUAUGGCGACGUUAGGACAUCACACUACUGGCAGUCAGUCGACGGACGGGUCACAUUUUGGAGGAAGCAUGGGGCGAGGUGCGAGUCUAAGUCGAACAUCACUAGGAGGAAAUAGGGGGAGUCUGGCGUCGAUGGGUAAACCGACCAGUUCGACCCUUGCCAGUUUGGCGGGUCUAUUUAAGGAACGCGAUGAGCGCGCCGUUUCUCAGGCUCCAGACGGUCAGGCGCGUUGUGAUGAACGGUUGCAAGAAACUUUGGAAACGGCCGAAAAUGAGGUUUCCGCUCAAAGGGUCAAAAUUGUCGAUCCCAACUUAGUGUACGAUUGUAUAAAUCUCGGUAGAAGAAUUGACGUUAGCUGGCCAGAUGAAAAUAUGCGAGCCAAAGGGGGACGGUCGCAUUGGAGAGAUUGGUUACCAGAAUCUGGAAUGGAAGGCCAGGUAGUUCAUCGUUGGAGUCCUUGUCAUCGUGAUCCAAGCAGACGUUCCCAUGUAGACCGCACAAUUUUACUUGUAAAAAUCGAUGACAAAUAUGUGCCCAUAGCCGAAAGUGGUGUACAAAACUUAGGUGCAGAAGUUUAGCAAAUGUUUAUUUACUAUUGUCAUCGAUAAUAUUGAGAUGCCUACAUCUUUGUUUAAUGUACGCGUUGUUGCUAAGAAUUUUGCCAUACUUCCCCAUAGUAUUCAGAACUCUCUAUUUUGACAUUUAGAAACGAAUAUUUUUACUUUCUACAUUCAAUUAGUUCGCCUCUCUUUUUUAAAUUGCAAAAUCUAUAAUUCAAUAAUUAAGUUACAAUUUGCUUUUUACUUCUUGUACCACAAUGGUCAACCAUGUACAGUUUGUUAGUUACUUUUUAGCUGAACUAUAUUCUUAAAAUUGCCAGAAGAAAAAGCGGGUGAUAAUUUUUAAAUUAAAUGUUUAAUUGUCGAAGCCCUUUGUUAUCAAUUAUGAAUUGAUUCCUAUUGUGUUCAUUGUGCUGAUUGAAUUGAAUAAUUACACUGAUAUAUGUGAUUGGAUUAAUUCUAAAAUGUGUAAUAAUCUAUCAAUUCAUGGUGUAAGCAAAUCAAUUUGAGUGAUUGUUGAUUCCUGAGUGAAGUGAAAGUGAUUUAAUCAUCAGAAAGAAAAAUACCUAUUGAUGGCGUAAUUAUAUUUUUGUUCAUUGGGUGCAUUGGCAAGUAGGCAGAAUAGAACUGUUCGAAAUUGAGUAUGUGCUGUACUUUAAAUCAAACAAAAGUUGUAUAUGACUCAUCACAUAAAAGCGCCGUUCUCUAGGCUUAUGUGAUAUUGAUACCAAAAAUUUCUUGGUUUGUAGUUGGUAAUUACAGAUUGUGAAGUAUUCAAAAAAGCAUCUUUUAAUCCAAGUAAGUGGUGAGUCACACACAACAUGCUUUCAAUUGAGCUAUAAUACAGUAGGGUAGCUACAACAAUCAGUUUGGCCAUUUUUAGAUCAAUGAACCAACCACUAUUAAACUACUUCGGUUUUUUAUUUAAUAACAAUUUGCAAUUUCCUAAUAAUUUUUAU
Molecule: messenger RNA, 6354 nt
Organism: Photinus pyralis (common eastern firefly)
Lineage: Eukaryota; Metazoa; Arthropoda; Insecta; Coleoptera; Lampyridae
Product: pecanex-like protein 1
Exons: 13
Coding region: 293-5413 (1706 amino acids)
Biological process (GO): endoplasmic reticulum organization
Cellular component (GO): membrane; endoplasmic reticulum
Source: RefSeq, a predicted model, not a curated record